Oenanthe melanoleuca is the source of this 1872-nucleotide messenger RNA. RefSeq names its product tripartite motif containing 59 (gene TRIM59). The record is from RefSeq and is a predicted model, not a curated record. Gene Ontology annotation, molecular function: zinc ion binding. NCBI's taxonomy places the organism in Eukaryota, Metazoa, Chordata, Aves, Passeriformes, Muscicapidae.
GCCCCGCUCCCGCCAUUGGCGUUCGAGAGCCGCGGCCGCUGCCGGGACGGGCUGAGAGCGGCUCCAUCGAGCGGAUCGCCGCGGGAGCGGCUCCAUCAAUCACCGGGAGCGGCUCCAUCGAGCGGAGCGCCCCGGGAGCGGCUCCAUCAAUCACCGGGAGCGGCUCCAUUACCGGGAGCGGCUCCAUCACCGGGAGCGGCUCCAUCGAGCGGAGCGCCCCGGGAGCGGCUCGGAGCUCCUCCGCAGGACUCAGGGGCACCGCGGGGCUCGGGGUGUUUUCUCGUGUUUCAGCUCGUUGCCGUCGCUGUGACUCGGAAGGUUUGGGCGCGGAUCCCUUUUGCCGGAGCUGCAGGGACAGCUCCAGGUGUGUCCAGGCGAUGGAGCGGCUGGAGGAGGAGCUGAGCUGCGCCAUCUGCUGUGACACGUUCCGCGACCCGCGGCUGCUGCCGUGCUCUCACACCUUCUGCGCUCCGUGCCUGCAGCGGCUGCUGCGGCCCCCGCUGGGCUCCUGCCCCACCUGCCGCGCCCCCGUGGCCGUGCCCGCGCCCGGGCCCGAGGCGCUGCCGCUCAACCUGGCGCUCAAAGCCGUCAUCGAGAGGAUGCAGCAGGAGGAGCGAGAGGGAGCAGCAGCAGCAGGAGGAGGAGGAGGAGGAGUGGGGGCGUGCAGCGAGCACCCCCGGCAGCCGCGGAACAUUUUCUGCCUGCAGGAGCGGCGGCUCGUGUGCGGCCGCUGCGUCACCAUCGGCCGCCACCGCGGGCACCCCAUCGAUGAUCUGCGCAGCGCCUACGGCAGGGCCCGGGCGGCCUCGGCGCAGCUCCGGGAGCAGCUGUGGGAUCAAUCCCGCUGCUUCCAGGUGCUCUCCUGCUCCCAGAGGCUGCAGCAGCACAAGGCCCGCUGCCAGGGCGCCCUGCAGAGCCACAGGGAAGCUGUGCUGCAGCGUUUCAAGGAGCUUGGUGAUGCCUUGGAGCAGAAAAAAGCGGCUCUGCUGAGCGCGCUGGAUGAAGUCGAGAGGUGCCUUUCCGAGAAGUACGAUCCCCUCAUGGAGGAGGUGGAGAAGCUGAAGUUGGAGGAGAAGGAGUUAAAGGAGCUGCACGCAGCGCUGCAGGAGGAGGAGUCACCGCUGCUCUUCCUGGAGAAGCUGCAGGGGCUGCAGCAGCGGCUCCAGGCUCUCAGAGAGAAGCGGCUCCCGGAGCCCGAGCCCCUGGAGGUGCAGCCGAGCGUGGAGAAGGUGCUGCAGGACAUUUCCACAGCUGAGCUCGGGCAGCUGCACAAGGUCCCUGCUCCAAAGCUGCAGCUGGCUCAGCAAAGGCCUGCAGGGCACACAGCAGCAGCUGCACUCUGGGCUGCUCUCACCGAGCCCAGCGUUGUCCUGCUGGUCCUGACCUCGGUGGUGGUGGUGUGGCACGAGGAGAUCUCAUCUGCAGCCCUCCCAGCUCCUCUGGGGCAGCUCUGGAGAUUCCUGCUGCAGAUUUACCAGGAUUGCUGCACCUCCCUGCAGGACAAAGUGUAUGAGCUGUGCUACACCUCUGCCCUGCCCCUGCAGCUCUGCAGGAGAAUUUUUCCUGAUGACUUUGAUUAGAUUGGAAACCUAAUGCAGCAAUCCAGCAUUAUUUUCAUUUUCUACUUAAAAGCUGCAAAGACUCUACACUUGUUCUGUUUCUAUAUCCUUCCUUUUCUGUAUUGCAUGGAUUUCCUCUGAACUAAAGUUCUGAUCCACUUAAGGUGAAGAGAGAUUUGCCUUGAUCCACAGCUGUGGAAUUCAGCCUUUAAAACCCUCCUCGAAUUCUUUGCCAAAGAUCAGGUGCAUUGCUGAACUUCUGCUGGAACUCUUGGCAGUUUUGCAUUUUAGUAAAUUACACUGAUUCCUUCAA